This is a messenger RNA of Diospyros lotus (date-plum), 984 nucleotides long. Its product is annotated as chorismate synthase 1, chloroplastic. The transcript is spliced from 6 exons. The record is from RefSeq and is a predicted model, not a curated record. Lineage: Eukaryota; Viridiplantae; Streptophyta; Magnoliopsida; Ericales; Ebenaceae. Bases 26 to 670 code for a protein of 214 amino acids. Gene Ontology annotation, biological process: aromatic amino acid biosynthetic process; chorismate biosynthetic process. Gene Ontology annotation, cellular component: cytosol. Gene Ontology annotation, molecular function: FMN binding; chorismate synthase activity.
UUUUGACCAUUCUAUUGUCUAUUGAAUGAAACAUUUCCAGAUAGAGAGUAAUAUUGUCCGCUGCCCAAAUCAUGAGUAUGCAGAAAAAAUGAUUGCCGCCAUUGAUGCUGUACGAGUGAGAGGGGAUUCUAUUGGUGGUGUCAUCACAUGCAUAGCAAGAAAUGUUCCACGUGGGCUUGGUUCACCUGUCUUUGAUAAGCUUGAAGCCGAGCUGGCUAAAGCUGCAUUGUCCAUACCUGCAACAAAAGGAUUUGAAUUUGGAAGUGGUUUUGCAGGUACGCUUUUGACUGGGAGUGAGCAUAAUGAUGAGUUCUUUAUAGAUGGACAUGAGCGAAUUAGGACAAGAACAAACCAAUCUGGUGGGAUCCAGGGUGGAAUAUCCAAUGGAGAAAUAAUAAGCAUGAGAAUAGCUUUCAAGCCAACGGCCACAAUCACAAGGAAACAACAUACAGUUACUAGAGAUAAGCAAGAGACGGAGCUUAUAGCCCGAGGUCGUCAUGAUCCUUGUGUUGUCCCUCGAGCGGUGCCAAUAGUGGAGGCUGCGGUAGCCCUGGUGCUUGUUGAUCAACUGAUGGCACAGUAUGCACAAUGUAAUUUGUUCCCGAUUAAUCCAGCACUACAGGAACCGAUGGAGUUACCAAGAUUAGAGUCUGCCGGCGUUCCCCUGUGAAAGGCUGCAAAGUGGCCGUGUUGUCUCCUCCAUUAUUACCUUUCGCCAAGCUAAUGGUGAUUUGCGUAACAAUAAGCAUGUUUAUCGAGUGCUGCGUGAAGUUUUGUUGUUGGUGUUGUUCAGACUCACAAGUUGUGUUACCUGUCUGCAACAGGGAUCAUGUUCAACUAUUGCUUCUCCCUUGCCUGGAAGUGCAAGUCUACAUAUGUAAACAAAUAGAUUGCUGAAUUUUAUUCACCUUGUCAAUCUAUGGUUUGGCUUCCCUAUGUCUCUCAGUUUAGCUUUGUUUAAUGGAUAUCGUUAAUUGACUAUUA